Molecule: messenger RNA, 477 nt
Organism: Exserohilum turcica Et28A
Lineage: Eukaryota; Fungi; Ascomycota; Dothideomycetes; Pleosporales; Pleosporaceae
Exons: 1
Coding region: 13-252 (79 amino acids)
Source: RefSeq, a predicted model, not a curated record
ACCUUGAACAAGAUGUUUCAACAUGGACUUCACGGAAGAUGGCGCCUGAUAUGUUUGGAACUACUUCUCGGCGAGGCUGUGCUAUUCGAAUGGCUAGAAUCGGUCACUUUCGGUCCAAAAGCACAAUGUCCGCCAGGUAGCGGAAGGAUCAGAGUCAGUCCACAGUGCAGCAAUGCCUGCCUAAAGAGUCAAACUAGGAUUCCAAGGAUCAUGGGCAGUUGCUUUGCAUCCGAGGCAAUGGCUCUAUGCUAAUACAACCGGCGGGAGGAUCCUUUGAAUCAGGCCUCCAUAGUCGGACCAUCCCGCCUUGCUGGCGAGAAAGCUUAGCUUCUGCACAUGCCGUGUACGCGUUCAUCUCGCUUAUCCUUGCUAAGGCAUACUCCAAGGUUGAAAGCAUAACCCUUGUAAGAUGCAAGAUCCUUCGGCAUGGCUGCAACAGUCAGCAUAGGCUAAAGAUGCCGCCGCACACCAUGUUCC